UGUGAAUGCACAGCUACUAAUCCUAAUGAAGCAUGCGAGUUUAGACUUGAUAUUGAGAUGCUGCAGACCUUCACCCGAUAUCUGCUGGAUGAUGAUAAAGACUCUCGUGGUACUGCAGGCAGUGUCUGGCACAUUAAUAAUGGAGAAUGGGAACCAGUUGAUCCCAUGAGAAACACUCUUUGUGGUAGUUCCAUGAAUGAUGACCAAUGCACUCAACCAUUUGGUGUUGAUGGGUACACGUUUCGUUCCUUUAUAGCAGUCAAUGGACGUAUACCAGGACCAACACUCAUUAUAACUGAGGGUCAGUUGGUUAAAGUGAAUGUAAUCAAUAGAUUAGCAUCAGAGAGUGUAUCUGUACACUGGCAUGGGAUGCAUCAAAGGAACAGUAACUGGAUGGAUGGAGUGGAGCAUGUUACACAGUGUGGUAUACCACCAGGGGCUAGUUUUACUUAUUAUUUCUAUGCAACUCAAUAUGGGACUCACUGGUACCACUCUCAUAGUGGAGCUCAGAGAACUGAUGGACUCUUUGGAGCUCUCAUUGUUAAAGAGAAAUAUAAUACACAGAGAAACAUUCUGUCAAGAGAAUUAAUAGAUUUUGAAAUAACAUCUUAUGAAGACAACCCAGCACAGCACACUCUAACUUUACUAGAUUGGCAAAGAAGUAGCUCACUAGAUCUCUUCACACAAAUACACUCGGGCAUUAGGUACUUUAGCAUUGAUGAGGCAUCAAAGUUAGCAACAUCAACAACUGAUAGGAGAACCAUUUCAUCAGAUGGUGCAGAGAUAGGGCCCGUGCCUUAUUGGUCUGGACUAAUAAAUGGAAGAGGAAGGCAUAGUAGUGUUGAUUACAUCAAUUCUAGUCUGAGUGAGUUUAAAGUUACAGCUGGAAAAACUUAUCGAUUUCGUUUAAUUGGUGCUCAGAGUCUUUAUGCUUAUCGUUUCUCAAUAGAAGAUCAUAAAUUAAUUGUUAUAGCAACUGAUGGUCAGUUCGUUGAGCCAGAGACAGUUGAUUAUAUCAUAAUACACUCUGGAGAAAGAUAUGACUUCCUUUUAAAAACAGAAGAAGCGACUACUACUAAACAGUUCAUGAUACGUGCAGUUACAUUAAGUAUGACUGGCGCUGCAGCACUAAAUUCUAUAGAAGAAGAGUCAGCAGAAGCUAUUCUUAAUUAUAAUCCUCUUCUUAAUGUAAGAUCCAAUCAAUAUAACACUAUUGCUGACAAUAGACUAACUGUGAGUCAAAGAUGUACUUCUAUUGAUAAGUGUAUAGCACUCAAUUGUCCUUUUCAGAAUUUUCCUCAAAGUUUUAAUAUUGACUGUAUACACAUUAAUAAUUUAACAAGGCUGUCACUGUCAGACACACAGGAAGACCUGCCUAGUGUUGCUACUACUGAUGACUCAAGAUUGUUCUUCAAUUUCGGUUUUGAGGGAACACGACUCACCAGUGCUAUUAAUGCUCGUAACCUAAAACUACCAUCAGCAUCACUGGCACAGCUAGAUGAUGAUGAACUGGAUGAUAUUAACACUAGAGAAUUUUGUAAGGGUGUGGGUGAGCCUAAUACAUGCAAUCGUGAUAAUGCAGCAGAAGUGAUAUCUUCAGAAUGUUACUGCACUCAUGUUGUUCCUGUAGAGGACGAAAAAUCCAUUGAAUUAGUAAUAUCGGCUACUGGACCAGAUUAUGAUGAUGUUAAUCCACAGACUUCUAAAUUUUCAUUUGCUCAUCCAGUACAUCUUCAUGGUCAUUAUUUUCAUGUCGUUGAUAUUCGAUUUGGUGAAACUGAUGAGGACUCUGGAAGACUUAGAACUGGUACUACAGAAAUUGAUUGUGGGCCUCAAUCGACAACAGGCAAUCCUAUGCUCUGCAAUAAUCCUUCAUGGAAUGGCAUAAGAAGUGACACCUAUAAUUAUCAAAGCACUGGUAAAAUAAAUCCCAAAGCUCCACUGAAGGAUACUCUGUUAAUACCAGCUGGUGGGUAUGCUGUUGUGUAUUUUAAAACUGAUAAUCCUGGUUGGUGGUUCCUACACUGUCAUAUUGAGGUACAUCAAUUGGAAGGAAUGGGAGUCAUCAUUAAUGAAGGAGGUGAUAAAAAAAUACCUGCUCCUUAUAAAAUGCAGAAAUGUGGUAAUUUUGAGCUAACAGUAGAUGAGUUUAAGAAAGCAAUAAAGGGCAAGCUGAAUCCUAGUGAUAAUAACACUUAUGAAUUUGCUACAUAUGUUUUAGGAGGGAUCAUUGUUUAUAUCCUCUUGUCUUUAACUUGCUACACCGUGUAUAAGAAAAAAUGUAAGAAAAAGACAUGAAAGUGAAGUAGAAAAUGGCACAGGAGGGGAGAGGAAAUAAAAAAGAAGUACCCCUAUGCUGGAACAUUAUUAAUAGUUAUUAGUAGUCAUGUAGUUAUUAGUGGUUAUUAAUAGUUAUUGCUAGUUAUAACGGUUAUUACUAGUGCAUGAUCAGUAUUAAUUACAAUAAAUAAUAAUACUGCAACAAUUAUGGCUGGACAUCAGUUGGAGGGAAUGGGAGUCAUCAU
Molecule: messenger RNA, 2525 nt
Organism: Amphimedon queenslandica
Lineage: Eukaryota; Metazoa; Porifera; Demospongiae; Haplosclerida; Niphatidae
Product: laccase-2-like
Exons: 1
Coding region: 58-2298 (746 amino acids)
Biological process (GO): iron ion transport
Cellular component (GO): plasma membrane
Molecular function (GO): copper ion binding; oxidoreductase activity
Source: RefSeq, a predicted model, not a curated record